Staurois parvus is the source of this 326-nucleotide messenger RNA. Lineage: Eukaryota; Metazoa; Chordata; Amphibia; Anura; Ranidae. The record is from the annotation of a GenBank genome assembly.
AGGAGUUUUCUUUCUGGUCUAGGAGGAUACAGAACCCUUGACCUCUGUCUGGACAGUGCUGAUUGGCCCUGUGCUGAUCACAUGCACCCUCCCGAGCAAAAAAAAAAAUGAAAAAAACCUCUCUAGCAAUACACACCAAACUGAGCAUGUGCAUAGGGUCUCCACACGAUAGGUCUCAUGGAAGAAGGGGAGGAUCAGAGAAGUCAGGAUCAAACAGCAUUUUUACACAAUGCAGAGGAUUACCCCUUAGGUUUCACAGUGAGUAUAUCAAGCAUGCUUUACUGCAUAUACAGACUGAUUUUACUGUUGUGGAUUUAGUAACACUU